Molecule: messenger RNA, 429 nt
Organism: Encephalitozoon cuniculi GB-M1
Lineage: Eukaryota; Fungi; Microsporidia; Unikaryonidae
Exons: 1
Coding region: 1-429 (142 amino acids)
Source: RefSeq, marked provisional
AUGCACCCAGGAUAUGGAGAGAGCAUUAGGUGCUACUGCCGCCUGGGCUCGGAGGACCCCGACAUGCUGCACUGCGACACAUGCGGGAAUUGGCUCCACACCGUCUGCUGCGGCUUUUUCAGCAACAAGGACAGAAGAAUACCCAGGAGAGAGUUUUCCUGCUUCUAUUGCACAAGGCACAUUACAAAGGCCGACAGUGCAGACGCCCUCUUCAGAAGGAUUCUCAGCAUAGUCUACACCGAAGGACUCAAGAACAAGGUAUGGCUCUGCCACAGGCUGGGGAUCACAGAGUGGCAGUCUUCAAAGCAGACAAGGAAGAUGGCUGAUGAGGGCUUCAUCAGGGUGGUGGGAAAGCACAGAGCCAUAUCAUAUGAGGUCGUGAAAACCCAGGAGACAAAAGACAAGAUUAGGAGCUACUUCGGCGCCUAA